Messenger RNA from Calypte anna (Anna's hummingbird), 957 nucleotides. RefSeq names its product DNA damage regulated autophagy modulator 1 (gene DRAM1). The transcript is spliced from 7 exons. Bases 73 to 816 code for a protein of 247 amino acids. Gene Ontology annotation, biological process: regulation of autophagy. NCBI's taxonomy places the organism in Eukaryota, Metazoa, Chordata, Aves, Apodiformes, Trochilidae. The record is from RefSeq and is a predicted model, not a curated record. Gene Ontology annotation, cellular component: lysosome.
UCCUCGGUCACGGCCCGUGACUUUCAGGGAGCCUCCACGGAGCCCGUCCGGGCGCCCCUGCCCCAGUCGCUGAUGCACCGGGUAGUGCAGCCGCCGGCGAUGCUGUGCUGCCUGCCCGGCGUGGCUUUCGUCCCUGCUUUGCUCGUCGCCUGGUCCUCGGCCGCCUUCAUCAUUUCCUAUGUGAUCGCCGUGCUGGAGGGGCACGUCGAGCCCCUCGUCCCCUACAUCAGUGACACUGGAACUAAACCUCCAGAGAGUGGCAUCUUUGGUUUUAUGAUUAAUAUUUCAGCACUUUUAGGUGUAAUUACAAUGUACAUCAGAUAUUUAUUAAUAAAGAAGCAAAAUGAGUCAUCACACUUUAUUAAGCCUUCAUGCAAUAUAUUUUCAUUAUCUAUCGGAUUGAUGGGCUGUAUUGGAAUGGGCAUAGUUGCAAGUUUUCAGGAGCUGUCUGUUCCCAGUGUCCAUGACAUAGGAGCUUUGGUGGCAUUUGGCUCAGGUGUUGUAUACAUUACACUUCAGUCUAUAAUCUCUUACAAGUCCUGUCCACGAUGGAACACUUACUUUGUAUGUCACAUAAGGAUGGCCAUAUCUGGAAUAUCAUGCAUUGCUUUCAUUCCCAUGAUUGUGUUUGCUUCAAAAAUUUCCAUGACAAAAAUUGAUUGGACUCCAGAUGAAAAGGAUUAUACUUACCAUUUUAUGAGCGCAAUCUGUGAAUGGACAGUGGCCUUUGGUUUUAUCUUCUUCUUUUUGACAUUCAUUAGAGAUUUUCAGAGAUUUUCUUUAAGGAUAUCAACAGAAAUACAUGAAGACCCCUGAUAGUGGAGAAAACUACGUUUUAUAUGUAUGAAUAUUUUAGGUUUCUUUUUACUUGCAGAAAAUGGUGCAGAGGGACAAGGACUUUCAAAGCUGUAUAAAGAAAAGUUGCCAUUAACUCAACAUCUAUAACAGCAUUCACUA